AUGCCGGCAACAUCAACAUCAAAGAGGAAGAAUACACCAACAUGGGCCUCUCGAACUGAAUCCCUUGGAUAUGAUCCUGUAGAUACGUUGGCUGCCAUCGGAUCGCUCAGAGCUCAAGUCCCAGUUACUGUUGCUCCAUUAGUCCUGGUUUCUCAGGUCUACUCCAUCAUCACUUCCAGUACUGUCGUGGACCGUGAAAUCGACUCGCUGUGCAAAGCAGGCACAUUACGUAGAUUCAGGCUUGGAUCUGGUCGUCACGCUGUGAUGCUUAUGACGGACUACUUGGAUCAAAUACGUGAAACGUUGACUGACUUGGCUGAACUAUCACAACGAUACUCUGCUUUCAUAUCGAGUGCUACUCAUGAUGGUGUUGAUAUCACGAGAGCUGUUUUGGUUGACAAGAUUCAAACUAGUGACGAUGACAUAACUGAGCUACUAAAAGCUGGCUUCUUGACACACAAAUCAGUCGACGAAUAUUACAUCUCAGCACGAUCAAUCGGUGUCUAUUGGGGAUCAUAUAUUCGUGGUCGGCAAGAGCUUCUGUUGUGGUUGAAACGUAAACAGUUUCGUCAAGUGCUUCAGUCACUACUGGAGCAAAAGACGUUAAAGCAGUGUCUGUUACCCUCCAAACUAAUACUAGCUGAUUUGCUUGGAUGUGGAUUUGUCGAGUUGGUCGUUACGCCAAUGGGAAAUAUGAUUAAGUUGACGAGGAAGGCUGAAGAGGGUGCAAGUUCUAGCAGGUAG
Synchytrium microbalum is the source of this 744-nucleotide messenger RNA. RefSeq lists its product as uncharacterized. Bases 1 to 744 code for a protein of 247 amino acids. NCBI's taxonomy places the organism in Eukaryota, Fungi, Chytridiomycota, Chytridiomycetes, Synchytriales, Synchytriaceae. The record is from RefSeq and is a predicted model, not a curated record. Gene Ontology annotation, molecular function: protein serine/threonine kinase activity. The transcript is spliced from 4 exons. Gene Ontology annotation, biological process: protein phosphorylation.